Molecule: messenger RNA, 1764 nt
Organism: Lipotes vexillifer (Yangtze River dolphin)
Lineage: Eukaryota; Metazoa; Chordata; Mammalia; Artiodactyla; Lipotidae
Gene: ZNF169
Product: zinc finger protein 169
Exons: 3
Coding region: 1-1764 (587 amino acids)
Biological process (GO): regulation of transcription by RNA polymerase II
Molecular function (GO): DNA-binding transcription factor activity; RNA polymerase II cis-regulatory region sequence-specific DNA binding
Source: RefSeq, a predicted model, not a curated record
AUGGCCUUCAAGGAUGUGGCUGUGGCCUUCACACAGAAGGAGUGGAAGUUACUGAGUCCUGCUCAGAGGACCCUGUAUCGGGAUGUAAUGCUGGAGAACUACAGCCAUAUGGUGUCGCUGGGAAUUGCCUUUCCUAAACCAAAACUCAUCAUACAACUGGAGCAAGGGGAUGAGCCCUGGAGAGAGGAGAGUGAAAGUCUUCUGGACCUUUGUCCAGAACCAAGAACAGAAUUCCAGCCCCAUCUCUCCUGCCCAGUGAGUUUUUCCAGUCCACAGUUCCUCCAUCAAUAUGUGCUCUGCGGUCACUUCCCUCAGCUCUUCCCAGGUUCAUCUGCAGGAAGCCACUUCCUACUAGAAGCUCCAAGCUGCUCGAAUAACAAAGCAGAAGAUGGAGAGAGAGAAGGCUCUUGCACUGUGUUUGGGAGGCUGCGGCUGAGCGGGACUUCAAGGGCAUUCUUCAGCCUAUCUCAAGGUCAGCCAGUAGACCAGGAAGGCAACAGUGGUGGAGGAAUAGAUCAGGGGGUGAUCCCUGAGGAGACAGAUGCAAUGUUGACAGGGGCAGACAUCUCAGUAUCUGGAGCAGUCAUAUGUGAAAAAUACAGACUAGGACUUAGCACAAAGUCAAGCCUCUUUAGCUUCCAGAAGCUUCAUGUGUGCCCUGAAUGUGGCAGAAGCUUCUACCAGAGGUCAGACCUCAUCAAGCACCAGAGGACACACACAGGGGAGAAGCCCUAUAGUUGUAGGGAGUGUGGGCGAGGCUUUGGCCGGAAGUCCUCCCUCACCAUACACCAGAGGAAACACUCAGGGGAGAAGCCCUACAUGUGUAGGGAGUGUGGGCGACACUUCAGGUAUACAUCUUCCCUAACUAACCAUAAGAGGAUACACUCUGGGGAGAGACCCUUUGUAUGUCAGGAGUGUGGGCGAGGCUUUCGCCAGAAGAUUGCCCUCAUCCUACACCAGAGGACACACUUGGAGGAGAAGCCUUUUGUGUGUCCAGAGUGUGGAAGAGGCUUUUGCCAGAAGGCAUCACUCCUCCAACACCGUAGCUCACAUUCGGCUGAGAGGCCCUUCUUGUGCCUUGAGUGUGGGCGUGGCUUCAGGCAGCAGUCGCUGCUCCUCAGUCAUCAGGUCACACACUCAGGGGAGAAGCCUUAUGUUUGUGCCGAGUGUGGGCACAGCUUUCGCCAAAAAGUCACUCUCAUCAGACACCAGAGGACACACACAGGGGAGAAGCCUUACAUGUGCUCUGAGUGUGGGCGUGGCUUUAGCCAGAAAGUCUCCCUCAUGGGCCACCAGAGGACACACACGGGCGAGAAGCCUUAUGUGUGCCCUGAGUGUGGGCGUGGUUUUGGUCAGAAGGUCACCCUCAUCAGACACCAGAGGACGCAUACUGGGGAGAAGCCUUAUCUGUGCUCUGAGUGUGGACGUACAUUUGGCUUCAAGUCACUCCUCACCAGACACCAGAGGACACAUUCAGGGGAGGAGGCUGAUGUGUAUGGAGUAUGUGAGCAAAGACUUGGUCAGAAGACCCACCUCACCUCUGACCAGAGAACAUACUCAGGAGAAAAGCCAUGUGUGUGUGAUGAGUGUGGACGUGGCUUUGGCUUCAAGUCAGCUCUCAUCAGACAUCAGCGGACGCAUUCAGGAGAGAAGCCAUAUGUGUGCAGGGAGUGUGGUCGUGGCUUUAGCCAGAAGUCUCACCUCCACAGACAUAAGAGGACCAAGUCUGGCCAUCACCUCCUGCCACAAGAGCUGUUCUCUUGA